CCAGGUGGCUGUACUUCGCACAGUUCGCGUGGGCCUCUUCUUCGCACGCUUCAUGAGCCUGUACUACCUGGCGGAGGGCCUCGACGAGGCGGAGAUCGGCGCGGUCUUCGCCGCGGGAAGCCUCACGGGCCCAUUCGCCUCGACGCUCGUCGGGUUCACUGCCGACCGCCUCUACCAGAGGUCGCCUGCGGCCAGGCACGUGUGCUAUGCGAUCUGUGUGGUGCUGGGCACGUUCAGCUUUUCUAUGCAGCUCGUACGUGCGGAAUCGCUGUCGCGGUUCCAUGUCAUGAUUGUUUGCAGGAUAGCGUUCAAUGCCUGCAACAACUCGGCCCUCGUCCUCCUGGAUGCCAUCACGCUCGAAGCUCUGAGCGAUCGCAAACGCUAUGGAGAGGAGCGGCUCUACGGCGCCGUUUCAUGGGCAAUCAUGCACGUUGCGCUUGGGAUAUUGAUCGACAUUGCCGGGCGUUUCGUUCAGCACCGAUUGAUUGUUGUUAUGUGCGUUUCUUUGUUGAUUGUGUUGGCGUCGAUUGGAUUGCCCGGUGUGCCAGCGCCAACUUCCCAGGAGGUGAGUAACGCUAAAAAGCCGACUGGAUUAGUGGUUCUUGCCGACAGUCGUGCUCUAGGUGUUUUGAUCGCGGAGUGGUGGUCAAACAAGGUUGUGUUGGGUUUCUUCUUGUAUACAAUUGUAUUGGGAUAUGGGAUGACUAUCGUAGAGAAUCUAAUUGGUCGGCGGCUAUUUCUUUAUUUCAAGGAGCUAAACGCAUCGAACUUUCUCUGUGGCCUCAGUGUCGUUGUGACGGUCGUCUUCGAGAUUCCCUUGUUCUCACGUUCCAAGCAGCUCCUGGAGAGAUACGGCGAGCACGCCCUGCUGACCAUGGCUGGGCUGUGCUACUCGUUCCGCGUGGUUGGUUACACCCUCUGCCCGGGUGGCUGGUAUGUCCUGCUCUUUGAGCCCUUGCACGGUGUGACGGUAGCCCUCUGCGGCACGGCGUCGGUGCAGAUGAUGACGUCGAUCACGCCCGCCGCUCUCGUGGCAACCGGGCAGGCCUUUAUGAACCUGCUGCGCUCGUGCUUCGGGUCUUCGCUAGGGACCUUCGUCGGAGGAGGCCACGACGAGGGCCGAGCUCUGCGCAGGGCCGACUUGUUCGAUCCGGCGCAACGCGGCCCCCCCCUGGCAUUGCCAAGCGAUCAUCCGGAACUACGGCGAGGCAGCGUGCUACCGCAGCAGCGCUGUCCUCGUCGCCAGCGGGCUGCUGCUCUACCGAGCGGCGCUCCCCCGCCACCGCGAGGAGACUUCCGAGGAGCGCCCGCGCAGCGAGCGCUGCGCGGAGGCCUCCGAGGAGGGCCGGCGGGCCGCCGGGGGCGCGGGCGCGGCGGGCGCGGCGGCGCCCGCGGUGCUCGGGCGGGGUG
Messenger RNA from Prorocentrum cordatum, 1410 nucleotides. NCBI's taxonomy places the organism in Eukaryota, Dinophyceae, Prorocentrales, Prorocentraceae. The record is from the annotation of a GenBank genome assembly.